Molecule: messenger RNA, 1163 nt
Organism: Chara braunii
Lineage: Eukaryota; Viridiplantae; Streptophyta; Charophyceae; Charales; Characeae
Source: the annotation of a GenBank genome assembly
GGAUCGAUGGAGAGGAGGUUAUUCUUUUGCCGUGAAAGCGGGGAGUAAAGAAGUUCUUGAUGAAGAGUUCGCUGGAUGAGAUUGACACGGUCGAGCCACAGAGACGAGCCCUUCGGCAGCCCAUACAGUGCUCUAUUCUGGAGUACCUGGCGGCAUCGAAGCCGGCUCGCGAUGAGUUGCAGAUGAUCACGCGGAAGACUCGCAUAUCUCUAUCAGAGGAGGCUCAGGGGGCCCCUAAGGCGGGAGCUCCUACCGUAGCAGCAACGGGGGUGACUGCCAAGGCGGAUCGCAUGUCGACAGUCCUUCUUGAUGGGAUGGAAGGUGUGCCUCCUGACAAGUUUUACAUACUCGGUAGUGGGGCCGUGGAGACGAUCAUAAACGAUGGAGCGGUACUAGAUGCUGUGAUCGAUAACGGUAGUGAGGCUGUCAUUAUGGACGAGGAUCUGGCAGUACAGGUUGGACUGGGCCUCGAUAGGUCAUACCUAUUCGAGAUAGAGACUGCUGAUGGGAGAAAGCAACAGAUCACUGGGGUUUGUCACAAGGCAGCCAUAGAGGUCCAAGGGGUAGGAGUGACUCUGCCCGUCUUUGCAGUUAAGAACUGGAGCUCCGAUUUGCUCUUGGGACGAACGUGGUUGAGCCAUGUACAUGCGGUGACGAUAGAGCGACCAGAUGGGAGCGAGACAUUGUCCAUUAAGAAGCUAGAUGAGACGCGGGUUACGAUUGAGACGGUGGAGCCUCAGGACCCGAGGAACAGAGCAGCUCUCACAGUGGGAGCAAGACCCAGUGAUCAGAUUAAGUCAUUACCUAUCUCUGGCCGCGCGGUGCGAUUUCGCGAGAAGAAGUAUGGACCACUGCUCACAGAGGAAGAAGGUCGGAUCGUGGAAGUGGAAGAUUUAGGGGGUCGGCUGAUAGUGGACGGCAACUCGUACCCAAAGGAGACAGAUGAGGAAUUUCGCGGGGUGGUAUCUGUGUCUUUUUUAAGGGCACGACCCCCUAUGGGGGGCUACCCAAGCGACACAAGCGAGUAGCUCAAAAAGUUAAGCCAGCGGCGGUGGGCCACGAACGAUCCCCACUGGAAGAGAUAUCGGAAGAAGAGGUCGUAAAAGAAAUCAAAGAAAGAAAGAAAAAGGAGCCACAACACCUAACAAAAGAAAGGAUAGCAG